AUGGAGUCAGCAGGAGAGUGUACCCCGGCCAUUGAGGUGGAGGAGCGCGUCCAGGAGCAUGCAGAGUACGACGGGAGGGCUGCCAACUGUCAGGGGUUCCUCCUUCAAUUAAACAUCUAUCUGGCCACGGUCCACCCAGCUCCAUCGGACCGUGAGAGGGUGUCCACCCUCGUCUCGUGCCUCACAGGGAGAGCCCUGGAGUGGACCAUCGCCCUUCACAACUACAAGGCCCUCCACCACAUGCCUAUACUGAGUGAGCUGUAUGCCUCCUCCGUCAAUGCCCUGAGUUUCCUCUGGAGAGGGAAGGGGAACCCUUCAAACAAUGCUCACCCAGAGAGGAGGCCUCUACCUGGGCCUGUACCCUCCGACACUGGCCUGUGGGAACCAGAGGCAUACCGGGAGGACCAGGGAAACGCAGAGGUGGGGAGAAAGAUUGGGCGUGGCAGUGAGGACCCGUGGGGUAAGGAGCAGCCUGACUCAGGGAAUGUAAACAGAAUGACGGUCACUCUCCCAGACCCCAAAGGACCAUGGGGGGAACUUCACAAACGGAGCUUCCAUCUUAGCGAUGACCCCACCCCGUUCUUUGUGCGCACCAAGUCUGGAGCAUACUGCUUCAGAGAGGGGACGGAAAUGGCUUCUCUCAAAGACCAUUUAGGACAAAAGGUCCUGGAACCCGGAGAGGGCCAGCGUAAGAUCCUGCAUGCACACCAAGAGGAACCCAAGUCAGCCCAGGAGAAAACAGCCUGGGGGAAAAGGCUGGGGAAGUGUAUGUGUCGCCCAGGCUGGCACGGCCCUCACUGUGGCAUCCCCACCAUGGUGCAACACUCCAACCUGCCCACUAAGGCGCGUCUGACACUGAGAAAGGUUCCUCGAAGGGUCAUCAAUGCCAUUAAUAUCAACCACGAGUUUGAUCUCCUCCACGCCCGCUUUCACGAGUUGGCUGACGCUGUGGACCUCUUCCUGGUGUGUGAGUCAAACUUCACAGCCUACGGAAAUUCCAAGCCGCUGCACUUCCUGCGCCUUCUGCUUAACGGAACCUACAACUAUGUGCACCACAAGAUCCUCUAUGUAUUCCUCGAUCACUUCCCUAAAGGUGGCCAGCAGAACGGGUGGAUUGCUGACGACUACCUGCGAACAUUUCUAAGCCGUGACGGAAUGUCCAGGGUGCAAGGCGCCAGGCCAGAUGAUGUCUUCCUCAUCAACGAUGCAGAUGAGAUCCCUGCCCGCGAGGGCAUCCUCUUCCUCAAACUCUACGAUGGCUGGACGGAACCUGUGUCCAUCCACAUGAGAAAGUCCCUUUAUGGUUUCUUCUGGAGGCAGCCCGGGACACUGGAAGUCCACUCCGUCUGCACGGUCGCCAUGCUCUUCACUGUCUACAAUGGAGACGGGAUAUUACUGAGGCGCAGGGAUUACUUCUCCAUGCCGGGUUUCCGGAACUAUCAGAGGGAGAGUGGACACAUCCUGGUGCACUGGUCCAUUGGGAGCCCCGUCCACUACGCAGGCUGGCACUGUUCCUGGUGCUUCAGACCAGAGGGAAUUUCCCAAAAGCUCAUCUCUGCCCAGAAUGGAGACUUCCCCCGCUGGGGCGACUACGUGGAAAAACGAGACCUGAAUUACAUCAAGGGCUUGAUCCGGACUGGGGGAUGGUUCGAUGGGUCGGUGGGGGAGUACCCACCCACAGACCCUAAAGACCCUAUGUACGCACCCAAAUAUCUAUUAAAGUACUUUCAGCUGUAUCGCUACGUACUUGAUAACCCAUAUGCUUGA
Messenger RNA from Salvelinus namaycush (lake trout), 1767 nucleotides. RefSeq names its product beta-1,4-mannosyl-glycoprotein 4-beta-N-acetylglucosaminyltransferase-like. Gene Ontology annotation, molecular function: beta-1,4-mannosylglycoprotein 4-beta-N-acetylglucosaminyltransferase activity. Gene Ontology annotation, cellular component: membrane. Gene Ontology annotation, biological process: protein N-linked glycosylation; N-acetylglucosamine metabolic process. Bases 1 to 1767 code for a protein of 588 amino acids. The transcript has 4 exons. Lineage: Eukaryota; Metazoa; Chordata; Actinopteri; Salmoniformes; Salmonidae. The record is from RefSeq and is a predicted model, not a curated record.